Molecule: messenger RNA, 1531 nt
Organism: Zingiber officinale
Lineage: Eukaryota; Viridiplantae; Streptophyta; Magnoliopsida; Zingiberales; Zingiberaceae
Product: 25.3 kDa vesicle transport protein
Exons: 7
Coding region: 678-1334 (218 amino acids)
Biological process (GO): retrograde vesicle-mediated transport, Golgi to endoplasmic reticulum; endoplasmic reticulum to Golgi vesicle-mediated transport; vesicle fusion with Golgi apparatus
Cellular component (GO): Golgi membrane; endoplasmic reticulum membrane; endoplasmic reticulum-Golgi intermediate compartment
Molecular function (GO): SNAP receptor activity
Source: RefSeq, a predicted model, not a curated record
GCUGUUUCCUUCUUCCUUCUGCCCCCUUUCGCUUCUUCGUUCGUCCUCUUGCCGUCUCCUUGAGUCCUCGUCCUUCUGCGGUGAUCGCGAUCGAUCGAUCUCUGGUGCAGGAUUACAUUUCGUCUCUUGGCGCGAUCGCUUGGCUGAGCUUCCCCCUCGCAGUACAGUCGCGCUCCUCCGCUGACAUGGGUCGUGUAAAACUAUUGCGAAUGAUGCUUUGAUGCGAGUUCCUUUGGUGGGCAGAUCCACCACCUCAGCGGCCCCCUAGAGCCGACCCCAUGGGUAUGGAGGGAGGUAAAUUCAGAUACAUAGGCGGGAAGCGCAUGGUGAGGUGAAUUCUAGGUGGGUAUGCGAGUACCUUUGGUGGAUGGUGAACUCUUUGUCUUGCUGGCAGCUUGUUGGUGCGGCGGGAUCUUCGGUACAGUGACUGACGACUACAUGUCGGUGACAAGCAUACCCAAGGAUGUGUCGCUUAACUCAAAGUGGUGCAUCACUUGCCUGAGUGAGUAGCUCUCCUGAAGGGAUGCUUACACUACGUGAAGGGGUUCAUCUACGCUAAGUGGUGUCUUGAAAACCCAAAGGAGAACAUCAAUUUGAAGGGAUGAAUCAACAACCUUGAAGGGUGUUCUAGCAAAAUUGAAGAGAGACUAUCGUGAGACAAUCGACACUGGGUUAAGAUGGUGAAAUUGACAAUGAUAGCACGUGUUACUGAUGGCCUACCUUUAGCGGAAGGAUUAGAUGAUGGUCGUGACCAGAAAGAUGCUGAUUUUUACAAACAGCAAGCGAAGAUUUUAUUUAAGAAUCUCUCAAAAGGUCACUAUGAGGCUUCUAGGAUGUCAAUUGAGACUGGUCCAUAUUUCUUCCACUACAUUAUUGAGGGUCGUGUUUGCUAUCUUACAAUGUGUGAUCGUUCUUACCCCAAGAAGCUUGCUUUCCAAUACUUGGAAGACCUCAAGAAUGAGUUUGAAAGGGUCAAUGGGAAUCAGAUUGAAACUGCUGCAAGACCUUAUGCCUUUAUCAAAUUUGACACUUUCAUACAGAAGACUAAGAAACUCUAUCUGGACACUCGAACACAGAGAAAUAUUGCUAAGUUGAAUGAUGAACUGUAUGAAGUCCACCAAAUAAUGACGCGGAAUGUGCAGGAGGUUCUUGGUGUUGGCGAAAAAUUAGACCAGGUCAGUGAAUUAUCAAGUAGGCUAACAUCUGAGUCUCGAAUCUAUGCUGACAAGGCUAAAGAUCUAAAUCGACAGGCUUUUAUUAGAAAAUGGGCUCCCGUUGCCAUUGUUCUUGGAGUAGUGAUGCUUCUGUUGUGGGUUAGAAAGAAGUUUUGGUGAAUUAAUCUGAUGUUUAUAUUUAGAUACCUUCUCAUUCUCUGCACGGUAUGCCAAUUUUGUGGUGUUGGCCAUUUAGAAUUAAUCUCCCGUUUGAUUGUAAAAAAAUAGGAAAAAAUGGCUUUUCUUUCAACAAUUACAAGAAUUAAAUUGCAAUAUUACUUCAAAGUCUUAAGCACUGUGCGAUGUGAUUGUUUCUU